CUGGAGCGGGUCCAGAGCAAAAUCGGCGAGUCAAUCAAUCAGGAGCCAAACCGAUUGAAUGCCAUUCUUGCCAGCGACAGAGACAGGUAUGGGUUCCGCAAAAGCAAUCAUUAUGUCAAAACCGAGGACUACAACGAAUGGUGGACGCAGUACUCCCACUACCUGGCGCGGAGGAAAAAGAAGUGGGAGAAAUUGAUGGCGAAAAACGGUUUGCUGGUUACCAAGAAGGGCAGUCCGACUAGGUUUCCCGCCCGAUCUGAGGAGCUGCGCCGCUACGUUCGCAAAGGCAUCCCGGCAGAAUGGAGGGGCGACGCCUGGUUCUAUUUCGCAAAGGGCCACGAUAAAAUGAAGGACAACAAGGGUGUUUACGACAAGUUGGUCGACGAGACCAUGAACAUGAUCAACGAAAAUACAGAGGCUAUUGAGAAAGACUUGCAUCGAACGUUCCCGGAGAACGUUCAUUUUAACGACAUCACGCGCAACGGAAGUACCGAGGAAAGCCCGUUGCUGCAGACCUUGAGACGCGUCCUCAAAUGUUUUUCCAAGUACAGGCCCUCGAUCGGUUACUGUCAGUCGCUUAAUUUCAUUGCCGGGUUAUUGCUGGUAUUUUUAGACGAAGAGCGUGCGUUUUGGAUGCUCGUCAUUGUGACCGAGAGGUAUCUCCCUGGAAUCCACGAGUUUGAUUUGGAAGGAGUUAACGUGCACCAGGGCGUGCUGAUGUUGUGUUUGAGACAGUAUCUGCCGAACGUUUGGGCUCUGAUCAACGAGAGCUCGCAUUCCAACAAUAACUCGUUCCUGUACGAUCUGCCGACGCUGUCUUUCUGUACAACCAGCUGGUUCAUGAGCAUUUUCGUCGGUGUGCUUCCGAUUGAAACCACCUUGCGGGUCUGGGAUUGCUUGUUUUACGAAGAGUCGAAAGCUAUAUUUCAGGUUAGUCUGACGAUAUUCAAACUGUUGGAGCCCCAAAUGGUCGAUCUCAGUCACAAGCGGUCCGAGGACGACGGCAUCUUGAGUGCGGAGCUUUUCCAGAUGAUCCAGAACGCCCCAAAGCGGUUAUUGGACGCCAAUGCGUUGAUGGAGGAAUGUUUCAGAUUUUCGAGCUUCAGUAAGCUUUCGCAGGAGGAGAUUCAAAAUUGCAAAAAAUAUGUCAUUGAGAGCCGCAGCAGGUACAAUGAACUGAUCAAGCGGCGCAGUGCGGUUGGCAUGGACGAGCAGGAACGCAAGGAGCUGAUGCGCACUGCUGUUCUCUUGGAGAACAAGCAGAUCGGACUCAAGAGCAUGAACUGGAAUGGCCGUCUAAACAGCCGUAUGCGGCGUAUCCAGCAGCGCAUCCGCUAGACUGGCCCAUUUGGCCGUGGCACCAGCACGUCCAGACUUAGAUACCCGCUUCUUCGAGGACUCACAAAUUCGACUGGGAUGCCGCGUUUUUUCAGAUCAGCAUUGACAUCCCGGAUGUAUAUUUCUAAUUUGUCUGCAUACGUUUUAUCCCAUCGUAAUCUCGACAGAAUGCCGAACGUGAGGGUGUCCAGUAGCAGAUAGGGGCCCCAUUUCCAGGAAUACUGGUUCUCUAGCAGCUUGUUGACGUUGGCGAUGACUUGCUCCACCUCUUCCUGCUCCAGGUACAAGGCCAAUGGCGUUCCGAGGUCUGUGCCGAACCAUUGGUCGUCAACAAGCACCUUGGGCUCAAAACGGUUGUACUGGUCGAGUUUGAAAUUUGGAUGGUCGACCGUCGCGACGCGGGCAAUUCUAAUUACUCUUAAAUUUGUAUCGUCCGAAUAAACGUUAGGAAAG
Messenger RNA from Ogataea polymorpha, 1791 nucleotides. RefSeq lists its product as uncharacterized. NCBI's taxonomy places the organism in Eukaryota, Fungi, Ascomycota, Pichiomycetes, Pichiales, Pichiaceae. The transcript has a single exon. The coding region runs from base 196 to 1338 and encodes 380 amino acids. The record is from RefSeq and is a predicted model, not a curated record.